Molecule: messenger RNA, 1930 nt
Organism: Alternaria rosae
Lineage: Eukaryota; Fungi; Ascomycota; Dothideomycetes; Pleosporales; Pleosporaceae
Product: acyl-CoA dehydrogenase/oxidase
Exons: 3
Coding region: 228-1763 (511 amino acids)
Molecular function (GO): heme binding; acyl-CoA dehydrogenase activity; flavin adenine dinucleotide binding
Source: RefSeq, a predicted model, not a curated record
AGACGUUGUCUGCAGGCAGGUGCUCUUGCUCCACACAAAGACGGAGCGCUGCGCGGAGGGGGCUAGCUCAUCUCGUAGACCGAGGCCAAACGUCUAGAGACCCAUAAUGUAGUCGCGUCUGCUGCUCGAUCUCCUUUCAUCCUCGAGCUCCUUAAACGUCCUCUUGCCACGCAUCAGGUCGUACCUUCCUCGUCCACCCGGUCGCCUCCUUCCCACACACCGUCGACAUGCCUCACGCCUCCCUCACACGCGAUUCGGUCGCUUCGCACAACACGCCCGAAGACCUCUGGUGCAUCAUUGACCACAAAGUCUACGACCUCAGCGAUUUCGUCGAUGCCCACCCUGGCGGCUCCGUUGUGCUCGAGCAAGUAGCCGGCCAAGAUGCAACGACCGCGUUUUACAACCUACACCGACAGGAGGUUCUUGACAGGUACCAGGAGCUAUGCAUCGGCACCAUCGAGGGCGAGAAGUCCGAGGUGAUUGUCGGAAAGCCUGGCGACCUGAGCCCAGUACCAUACGCGGAGCCAUUGUGGUUGCGACCGCAGUUCAAGAGUCCCUACUUCAAGGAGAGCCACCGCGCACUGCAGAAGGAGGUCCGCAAGUUUGUCGACACACACGUCACGCCCGAGGCGCAACAAAAGGAGAAGGAUGGUACAUACAUCAGCCAAGAGUUGAUCGACAAGAUGGCCGCGAACGACAUGCUAGCCAUGCGUCUUGGACCUGGAAAGCAUCUCCACGGCAAGAACCUGAUGGGUGUCGUCAAGGGCGAGGAGUUUGACUAUCUCCAUGACCUCAUCCAGGCGCAGGAAGGUGUACGCGCAAACGCGCGUGGAUUCCAAGACGGCAACAUGGCAGGCAUGACCAUCAGCUUGACAGCCGUCUUGCAGUGGAUGCCUGAAUCUGAGCUGAAGACGCGCGUGGUCAACGAAGUGCUGAGUGGCAAGAAGAAGAUGUGCUUAGCCAUCACCGAGGCUUUUGCGGGGUCAGAUGUCGCCGGAAUCAGGACCACUGCAACCUUGACGCCAGACGGCAAGCAUUAUAUCGUACGAGGCACAAAGAAGUGGAUCACCAACGGAAUGUUCAGCGACUACUUCGUCACAGGCUGCAAGACGGACAAGGGCUUCUCUGUGCUGCUCAUCGAGCGUGACGAGGCCGUCGAGACGAAGCUGAUCAAGACGAGCUACUCCACCACCGCCGGCACCGCCUACGUAGAGUUCAAUGAUGUGAAGGUACCAGUAGACCACCUACUGGGUAAAGAGCACCAGGGCUUCGUUGUUAUAAUGAGCAACUUCAACCACGAACGAUUUAUGAUGGCAUGUGCCGUCAUCCGACAAUCGCGAACUGUUGUCGAGGAAUGUCUCAAGUGGUGCAACCAGCGGAUUGUCUUUGGCAAAAAACUGAUAGAGCAACCCACUAUCCGUCAGAAGCUUGCAAAGAUGAUCUCACACGUCGAGGCCAAUCAAGCAUGGCUAGAGUCCAUUGCCUACCAAAUGACACACAUGUCGUACGCUCAGCAAUCGAAGCUGCUUGGUGGACCUAUCGGUCUGCUCAAGUCAUUUGCUACCCGCUCUGCACACGAGAUCGCAGAUGAAGCCGUCAACAUCUUCGGAGGUCGCGGAAUUACACAAGGCGGUAUGGGCCGGGUGAUUGAGCAGUUCCACCGCACAUAUAAGUUUGAUGCUAUUCUCGGAGGCACCGAGGAGAUUCUUAGCGACUUGGGUGUACGGCAGGCGAUGAAGGACUUCCCCAAGAGCAUGUUGUAGGCUGGUGCUGGAAGCGGUGUAUACUAGUAGCGUAUUGAUAUUUGGUGCAUAGCGGCACCUGUUAGGCCGAACAACCAAAGAUGCACAAGUACAAACUCUAAAGCGGUGCAGAAGAUUGUGAAACGCUUCUAGAAGCAACGGCGAUGCUGUGACAUGACGGAAAUAAC